AUGGGACGAAGAUCUACAUCAUCCACCAAGAGUGGAAAAUUUAUGAACCCCACAGACCAAGCCCGGAAAGAAGCCCGGAAGAGAGAAUUAAAGAAGAACAAAAAACAGCGCAUGAUGGUACGAGCUGCAGUUUUGAAGAUGAAGGAUCCCAAACAAAUUAUCCGGGACAUGGAGAAAUUGGAUGAAAUGGAGUUUAACCCAGUGCAACAGCCACAAUUAAAUGAGAAGGUGCUGAAAGACAAGCGUAAAAAGCUGCGUGAAACCUUUGAACGUAUUCUACGACUCUAUGAAAAAGAGAAUCCAGAUAUUUACAAAGAAUUGAGAAAGCUAGAAGUAGAAUAUGAACAGAAAAGGGCUCAACUUAGCCAAUAUUUUGAUGCUGUGAAGAAUGCUCAGCAUGUGGAAGUGGAUAGUAUCCCUUUGCCGGAUAUGCCUCAUGCUCCUUCCAACAUCUUGAUCCAGGAUAUUCCACUUCCUGGUGCCCAGCCACCCUCCAUCCUUAAGAAGACCUCAGCCUAUGGGCCUCCUACUAGGGCAGUCUCUAUUCUUCCUCUUCUUGGGCAUGGUGUUCCACGUUUGCCCCCUGGUAGAAAACCUCCUGGUCCGCCCCCUGGUCCACCUCCUCCUCAAGUCUUGCAAAUGUAUGGCCGUAAAGUGGGCUUUGCCCUGGAUCUUCCCCCUCGCCGGCGAGAUGAAGACAUGCUAUAUAGUCCUGAACUUGCUCAAAGAGGUCAUGAUGAUGAUGUUUCCAGCACCAGUGAAGAUGAUGGCUAUCCUGAGGACAUGGAUCAAGAUAAGCAUGAUGACAGUACUGAUGACAGCGACACUGACAGAUCAGAUGGAGAAAGUGAAGGAGAUGAAUUUGUGCACCGAGAUGAUAAUGAAAGAAGUAACAAUGAAGAAAAAAAACCAGGCCUGAGUGUACGAUUCGCAGAUAUGCCUGGGAAAUCAAGGAAGAAGAAGAAGAACAUUAAGGAGCUAACUCCUCUUCAAGCCAUGAUGCUUCGAAUGGCAGGUCAGGAAAUCCCUGAGGAGGGACGAGAAGUAGAGGAAUUUUCAGAGGACGAUGAUGAAGGUGAUUCAGAUGAUUCUGAAGCAGAAAAGCAGUCACAAAAGCAGCAUAAAGAGGAGUCUCUUUCUGAUGGCACAUCUGCUUCCUCACAGCAGCAAGCUCCCCCACAGUCUGUUCCCCCUUCUCAGAUACAAGCACCUCCCAUGCCAGGACCACCUCCUCUUGGACCACCUCCUGCUCCACCUUUACGGCCACCUGGACCACCUACAGGCCUUCCUCCUGGACCACCUCCAGGAGCUCCUCCAUUCCUGAGACCACCUGGAAUGCCAGGACUCCGAGGGCCUUUGCCCCGACUUUUACCUCCAGGGCCUCCACCAGGCCGACCCCCUGGCCCCCCUCCGGGCCCACCUCCAGGUCUGCCUCCUGGCCCUCCUCCUCGGGGACCCCCACCAAGGCUACCUCCCCCUGCACCUCCAGGUAUCCCUCCACCUCGUCCUGGCAUGAUGCGCCCACCUUUGGUGCCUCCACUUGGACCUGCCCCACCUGGGCUUUUCCCACCGGCUCCCUUGCCAAACCCAGGAGUUUUAAGUGCUCCACCCAACUUGAUUCAGCGACCCAAGGCGGAUGACACCAGUGCAGCCACCAUUGAGAAGAAAGCCACAGCAACCAUCAGUGCCAAGCCACAAAUCACUAAUCCCAAGGCAGAGAUUACUCGCUUCGUGCCCACCGCCCUGAGGGUCCGCCGGGAGAAUAAAGGGGCCACUGCUGCUCCCCAGAGAAAGUCAGAGGAUGACUCUGCUGUGCCUCUUGCCAAAGCAGCUCCCAAAUCUGGUCCAACUGUUCCUGUCUCAGUACAAACUAAGGAUGAUGUCUAUGAAGCUUUUAUGAAAGAAAUGGAAGGGCUGCUGUGA
Molecule: messenger RNA, 1923 nt
Organism: Pipistrellus nathusii (Nathusius's pipistrelle)
Lineage: Eukaryota; Metazoa; Chordata; Mammalia; Chiroptera; Vespertilionidae
Source: the annotation of a GenBank genome assembly